UGCUUGGGUGUGUGCUUCUCUAGGCCAGAAAGGAAGAAGUAGGGCAUGCAGAUAGUAUGGUGUGUGGCCAAAGGAAGGACAAAUGAAAAAGAGGAAUAGUUGAGCAAUAAUUGUUACAUCCCGAUAGAGCUAAAGGGGAAGACUGCAAAAGUUUAUGUGAGUUCACGGUAGAAUGAGACAGGAAAAACCAAGAAAUAAAUGCAUUAGAAGCACUGUCAGAGUGCCAGCAUUACACUGCACUUAAGAAAGAGAAAGUAACAGUGAGAGAGUGGAGUCUGAAAACAGCACAGAGGAGAGGCUGCUUCUACUUUGCUCUAAGCUUGUUCCUGAUCUUACUUGAAGGCUUCCUGUGUCAGCAACAUGGGAAAAUCAGCCUCAAAGCAGUUUGCUGAGGAGGUGCUGCGGUGCCACAACGACUACAGGAUGAAGCACCAGGCUCCUCCGCUAAAGUUGAGCAGCAAGUUGAGCAAAGAGGCUGCCCGCUAUGCUGAAAGUCUGGCCAGCACACGGAUCCUAAAACACAGCGUGGAGUCCAGUAGAGGGAGCUGUGGCGAAAACCUGGCUUGGGCCUCUUAUGACCAGACAGGUAAGGAUGUGGCAGACCGCUGGUAUGAUGAAGUGAAACAGUACAACUUCAACCGUCCCGGUUUCUCCUCUGGCACCGGCCAUUUCACAGCAAUGGUGUGGAAGAGCACUAAACAGCUGGGUGUCGGUAAAGCCACUGCAUCAGAUGGUUCUUCCUUUGUGGUGGCCAGAUACUACCCAGCAGGGAACAUCACCAACCAGGGACACUUUGAGAAUAAUGUCCUCCCAGCCAAAAGCAGCUCUUAAAGAGAUAUUGAUCUCCUGGCCUGACUCGGGCCAGAAAAGGUAUUUAUUCAGUUUUCCAGAAGAGAAGUUGCUGCUCGAACUGCUGUGGAGAACAUUGAGGUGAUAACCACUUUUUGCUGUACUACAAUUUUGGAUGAAUUUUGAUGAUACAAAGCAGGCUUUAAGUCCUAUGUUUAUAUUUUGGAAGGAACUGUGUGUGUUCAUAAUGAAAGAUUUACCACUGUUUGAUGUUUGCUAACAGUACAUUUCCACUGACCAUAGUGACUAAUCUUAUUUUAUAGUUGUUGGGGUUUUUCCCCCCAUGGCAUCAUUUUCCUUUUAAUACGAUCACAGACUGAAACAGACAUACUGUCCUUCACAUCUGCUUUUGAUGCUGCUUUUACAUGUGGGAGUUAAUUCAGUCAAAGGAACAGGCAAUACUCAUUAACAGUGGUCAUUGCUUGUAAUUUGAUGAUUCAUCUGGAUCAGUGUGCAGGCUUUUUUUUUUUUUAACAAAGCACCCAGUAAAUGUCAAAUGUAGGUAGAUCACCCACACUAGCAAGUAGAUAUUUGUACCAAAAAUGUUAUGCAACAGAACACUGCACUUUAGUGUCAGUGACACAUAUACAUAGUACGUAUUAUUUUCCCUUAUUUUUUUUAUAGUUGUGUUUAAGUUUAAAUGAUUAACCAGUGAUCAGUCAUUGUGCUCUUGCCUCUACUUGUCAAAACAGACCCAGCAUUUCCUCAUCUAUGCCUUGUAUUUUAACCACUUUUGGACAAUAAAAAAAAUCAUUUGGCA
Messenger RNA from Pundamilia nyererei, 1609 nucleotides. It is a transcript of the gene glipr2l, whose product is annotated as GLI pathogenesis-related 2, like. The coding region runs from base 361 to 831 and encodes 156 amino acids. Gene Ontology annotation, cellular component: extracellular region. NCBI's taxonomy places the organism in Eukaryota, Metazoa, Chordata, Actinopteri, Cichliformes, Cichlidae. The record is from RefSeq and is a predicted model, not a curated record. The transcript is spliced from 5 exons.